Penaeus vannamei (Pacific white shrimp) is the source of this 694-nucleotide messenger RNA. RefSeq names its product pro-resilin. NCBI's taxonomy places the organism in Eukaryota, Metazoa, Arthropoda, Malacostraca, Decapoda, Penaeidae. The record is from RefSeq and is a predicted model, not a curated record. Gene Ontology annotation, cellular component: extracellular matrix.
UAUUGACUGAAAUUUAAUGUUACACUUGACUGACCACCUGCUGCUAUUCCACCUGCCUCUCUUGAAUCAAAGAGGAAUAACCGAGCGGUCAUCGGAUUUGCAUAACCUACGCAGAGUUGCAAGUCUUGUGUGCAUCGUUUUUUAUUCAUAUCAUUACCGCUUUUAGGAGAGAAGAGCAUAGCCCAGGCAAUUCUCCUGCUGUUCCCUGCAAGUGACGUCACUGCAAGCACGCCCAGAGGUGGAAAGUGGCUGUAUAUAACGCCGGACUUGAAGCUGAGGAAACACACUUCACGCCUCCCAACAUGCUCAGGUUUGCCGUGAUUGCUGUCGCGCUUGUGGUGGUCGCCGCCCGCCCCUCGGAUCCUUACAGGCACCCCCCGCCCACGUACGGGGACGCUCCAGCCGAGUACCAGUUUAGCUAUGACGUGAAGGACGACUACUCCAAGAACGACUUCGGCCACUCGGAGGACCGCAGCGGCUACAACACCAAGGGACAAUAUCAGGUGCUGUUGCCCGACGGCCGCUUCCAGACCGUGGAGUACACCGUCACCAACGACAGCGGCUUCCUGGCGAACGUUGAGGCCAAGGGCGUCGUCCAGCCACAUUACGGAUAACAGGCGCUCUCUGCUCGAUUGUUGAACAUUUCCCGAAGAAGAUACAGUGAUAGAUAAAAAUAUAAAAAUCCCCAACUAUA